AUGUCGACCGAGAAAUACGGCGCCGAGGGCGUCGAGGAUGUCGCAGUCACCGGCACUGUUGCGCACCUCCCCGACGAGCACAUGAGCGUCGGCCGCUACAUCGCGACGCGCAUCCCGUCGCUGAAGCCGCCCAUGGCCCGUGCCCCCAAUCCGUUCAAGCUGCUGGGCCUGCUCAACACGCAGCAAUGGCUGUUUUUCCUCGUCGCCUUCAUUGCGUGGUCGUGGGAUGCGUUCGACUUCUUCACCGUUAGUUUGACGGUCGAGGAUCUCGCCGAGGAAUUCGGCAAGAGCAAGAAGGACAUCACCUGGGGCAUCACGCUGGUGCUGAUGCUGCGGUCCGUCGGCUCCAUCAUCUUCGGCAUCGCCGCCGACCGCUGGGGCCGCAAGUGGCCCUUCAUCAUCAACAACCUCCUGUUCAUCAUCCUCGAGCUCGGCACCGGCUUCUGCAACACCUACGAACAGUUCCUGGGCGUCAGGGCCCUCUUCGGCAUCGCCAUGGGCGGCCUGUACGGCAACGCGGCGGCCACGGCGCUCGAGGACUGCCCGGAGCAGGCGCGCGGUAUAGUGUCUGGCAUGCUGCAGCAGGGCUAUGCGUUUGGGUACCUCCUGGCCACCGUCUUUGCUAGAGGCCUCGUCAACACUACCAGCCACGGCUGGAGACCUCUCUUUUGGUUCGGUGCAUGCCCGCCUGUUCUGAUCAUCCUCUUCCGUCUGUGUUUGCCCGAGACCCAGGCGUACCGGGAGCGCGAAAAGGUCCGCGAGUCUGGCCACAACGUCGGCAAGACUUUCAUCGCUGAGGGCAAGGUUGCUCUCAAGAAACACUGGCUCCUGCUGAUCUACAUGGUUCUGCUCAUGGCGGGAUUCAACUUCAUGUCCCACGGAUCCCAGGACCUGUACCCCACGAUGCUGGAGAACCAGUACAACUUCAGCGCCGACGCCGUCACGGUCACGCAGGUGGUGGCCAACCUGGGCGCGAUGACGGGCGGCACCGUCAUCGGCUACUGCUCGCAGAUCUUCGGCCGCCGCUUCAGCAUCAUCUUCAUCUGCGUCGUGGGCGGCGCGCUGCUGUACCCCUACACGUUCGUCAGCGACACGCGCAUCAUCGCGCCCGCCUUCUUCGAGCAGUUCUGCGUCCAGGGCGCGUGGGGCGUCAUCCCCAUCCACCUCAUGGAGCUCUCGCCCGGCAGCUUCCGCACCUUCGUCGUCGGCACCUCGUACCAGCUCGGCAACCUCGUGUCCAGCGCGUCCAGCACCAUCGAGGCCACCAUCGGCGAGCGCUUCCCGCUGCCCCCCAAGGGCAAGACGGCUCGGUAUGAGUACGGCAAGGUCAUUUGCAUCUUCAUGGGCUGCGUCUACGCCUAUGUCAUCAUCUUGACCCUGGUCGGCCCCGAGUAUCGUGGUCGGGGAUUUGAUGUUGCCCAUGACGCGGAUAUGGAGGAGGCGGCGAACGUGGACCACGAGGGUAUUGAGCGCAUUGUCCACCCGGAAGCUGCUGCUCCGGCUGUCGACGAGGAUGAGAAGGGAGUGUCGAGGAGGGAAGUCGUCUGA
Molecule: messenger RNA, 1548 nt
Organism: Lasiodiplodia theobromae
Lineage: Eukaryota; Fungi; Ascomycota; Dothideomycetes; Botryosphaeriales; Botryosphaeriaceae
Product: Sugar transporter
Exons: 4
Coding region: 1-1548 (515 amino acids)
Biological process (GO): plasma membrane lactate transport
Cellular component (GO): plasma membrane
Molecular function (GO): secondary active monocarboxylate transmembrane transporter activity
Source: RefSeq, a predicted model, not a curated record